AUACACACUCACUCACUCACAGUCACACACACUCAUCUAGAUUAAUGUACAGCUCAGGAUGUUGCAGCCACAGCAGCCCAUCACAGGCAACGGGCCCAGCGCAAGCCGCGGUCUCGGGUUGAACGUCCACCCUGGAAUGCAUCCCCUUAACCCGGUACACCCGACUUCUCAACACCGCUCCGAUGGAGACCCCGCGGGCCUCGAAGGAACCGAAAAUGGACACAACAACCGCCGAGACAUCGGAGAUAUCCUGCAACAGAUCAUGACGAUCACCGACCAAAGUUUAGACGAAGCGCAAGCAAAAAAACACGCUUUAAACUGUCAUCGAAUGAAACCGGCUUUAUUCAGCGUCCUGUGCGAAAUUAAGGAGAAAACUGGUCUUGCUAUGAGAAAUGCUCAGGAGGAGGAGCCUCCAGACCCACAGCUCGUGCGAUUGGACAACAUGCUGCUGGCCGAAGGUGUAGCCGGUCCAGAGAAAGGGGGCGGGGCCGCCGCCGCGGUCUCUGCCGCGACCAGCUCUGGCGGCAUGUCACCUGACAGCUCACUGGAACACUCCGACUAUAAAAGCAAGUUGAGCCAAAUUCGGAACAUUUACCACACAGAGCUGGAAAAAUACGAGCAGGCCUGCAGUGAGUUCACUACCCAUGUUAUGAACCUGCUGAGGGAGCAGUCUCGCACCCGUCCCGUGUCUCCGCGCGAGAUCGAGCGCAUGGUGGCCAUCAUCCACCGCAAGUUCAGCUCCAUCCAGACGCAGCUCAAACAGAGCACCUGUGAAGCGGUCAUGAUACUGCGCUCACGCUUUCUGGAUGCCAGACGUAAACGGCGCAAUUUUAGUAAACAGGCCACAGAGGUCCUGAACGAGUAUUUCUACUCGCAUCUCUCGAACCCUUACCCCAGCGAGGAGGCCAAAGAAGAGCUGGCCAAGCAGUGUGGUAUCACUAUGUCUCAGGUGUCCAACUGGUUUGGCAACAAGAGGAUUCGCUAUAAGAAGAACAUUGGGAAGUUCCAGGAAGAGGCCAAUCUGUAUGCCAUGAAGACGGCUUUAGGGGCGACACAGAGCGAGGAAUCCCCCCACACUCCAAACUCCACUGGCUCAGGGUCGUUCUCGCUGUCAGGGUCAGCUGACUGCUUCCUAGGAGUUCCUCCAGUGAACGGAGAGCAGCCGUCCUAUCACAUGGGGGCUCAGGACGCUCAAUCACGCUUCUCAGAAAGACUCUGUAGUACCAGAGAGAGCCGGACCAAUGGUAGCUGGCAGGAGCAGAACACGCCACCCUCCGCCACUUCACCCAACAGCGAUCACUCCGACAACUCGGACUGAUGAGCUCCUUCCGCUCAGAUCCCGGAGGACACACGAAAUGACGAAAGAAUGAUGAUCACUCUUCUACCCAAAUGCAGUUUUAGUUUUUUCGCAUUUAUUUAGUUUUUAGAAGCUCAUUAUCAGACUCUACAUGAAACACGAGCAGAGAUCUUCCAUGUACACAAUUCAUAAAGCUGAUCAUAUGACAAUUGUCGUAUUCCAUUCAAUACGGUAAUUUACCUAAGAAUGGGCCUCAUUCAUGAAGCAUGAUGUAAAUUGUUUGCAAAAUCUUGAAAAGAAAAAUGCAUUCAGUGCAGUGCGAGCAGAACAGAUUUCUGUCCAAAUGUCUCGCGCACACAUAUAUAUUAUAUAUAUACAUUUGUGACCCUGGACCACGAAAGCAGUCUUAAGUCUCUGGGGUAUAUUUGUAUCAAUAGCCAAAAAAACAUUGUAUGGGUCAAAAUUAUAAAAAAAAUUUUUAUGUCAAAAAUCAUUAGGAUAUUAAGUAAAAAUCAUGUUCCCUGAAGAUAUUUUUUACAAGUUGUCACGAUCAUUAGCUGGAGUGCCCAUAAACUCCAAUAGAGGGCACUCCACUCAGGACUCUGCCAUUUUUGUUUCCAUCCCCUUUUUCAAACUCAAUUUCCCAUCCUGCCUCAUUCCUGGGACUGAUUGCACACACACACACACACACAUAUAAGCAGCACAAUCACUCUCAGUCUGGGUGAAGUCUUGUUUAGCCCCGUCUAGCAUUUCCGAGCAUUUUUCCUGUGUUUGUUCUUCCCGUUUUUGAUUUUGGAUUGUGUAUACCGCCUUUGAUUCUCUGCCGCCUGCCCCGACCUCUGCUUGUGACUGUUGAUUAUUGAUUCUGGAUAUCCCUGACAUACCUGACGCCGUUCCUGAUUACUGCCUGUCCGACCAUUCUUAUAAUAAAGUUCUGCAUAUGGAUCCGAACGUCUCCGACUCUCCUUGUAACAGAAGACUUCGCCCAAACUGAGAGUGAUUGUGCUGCUUAUGUGUGUGUGUGUGUGUGUGUGUUUGCAUCUCGGCCAAAUAUUGUCCGAAUCUUAUAAAUAAAUCAUCCAAACAUCAGUGGAAAGCUUAUUUAUUCAGAACUUAUGCUUAAUCACACUUAAGACUGGUUUUGUGGUCCAGGGUCACAUAUAUAUGUUACAGUUAAUGCAUAUGCCUACAUAUGUGCAUGUGUGUGUGUGUAUGUGUGUCUAUAUAU
This is a messenger RNA of Carassius carassius (crucian carp), 2525 nucleotides long. RefSeq names its product pre-B-cell leukemia transcription factor 1-like. NCBI's taxonomy places the organism in Eukaryota, Metazoa, Chordata, Actinopteri, Cypriniformes, Cyprinidae. Gene Ontology annotation, biological process: neuron development; brain development; eye development. The record is from RefSeq and is a predicted model, not a curated record. Gene Ontology annotation, molecular function: DNA-binding transcription factor activity, RNA polymerase II-specific; RNA polymerase II cis-regulatory region sequence-specific DNA binding. The coding region runs from base 59 to 1318 and encodes 419 amino acids. The transcript is spliced from 10 exons. Gene Ontology annotation, cellular component: nucleus.